Saccoglossus kowalevskii is the source of this 1620-nucleotide messenger RNA. RefSeq lists its product as uncharacterized. Lineage: Eukaryota; Metazoa; Hemichordata; Enteropneusta; Harrimaniidae. Gene Ontology annotation, cellular component: nucleus. The record is from RefSeq and is a predicted model, not a curated record. Gene Ontology annotation, molecular function: protein binding. Gene Ontology annotation, biological process: regulation of gene expression.
UCGAAACCGCCGAAGCGGCGUGGAAGGAAACUAAAGCGAGGCAGAAAUUCGUUGGUGCUUCGAAUGGAACGAAAGAAAGAAGUUCGAAAGUUGAAGAAAAACAAAGGUAAGAGUUCACGGUUGACGCCGGAUAGGAAGACGUUCAGCUGUGAAGUUUGCGGCAAAGUGUUCCUGAAUCCAGAGAAACUGAAGACACACACUUACACCCAUACUGGUGAAAGACCAUUUCAAUGUUCAUAUGUAGAAUGUAAGAAGGCAUUUGUUUCUAAUUAUAAACUGAUGCGCCACAUGGCGACACAUUCGCCCCUUAAAGUACAUACAUGCAGUUACUGCGACAAGAAAUUUCACCGUAAAGACCAUCUCAAGAACCACCUGCAUACCCAUGAUCCUAAUAAGGAAUCAUUCAACUGCAAAGAAUGUGGCAAAGUGUACAACACUAAACCAGGUUUUCGCAAACACAUUGCGCUGCACGCCGCCGCCGCUGGGGACCUUACUUGCAAGAUUUGUAAUAAAGAUUUUGAGAGUACAGAUAUAUUGUUAAAUCACAUCAAGGUCCAUUCUGGUAAAUCGAAUGGUGUCAAGGAGAAGAAGCACAAAUGUGAGCACUGUGAUCGGCGCUUUUACACUCGCAAAGACGUGAGACGACAUCUCGUUGUGCACACCGGGAGGAAAGAUUUCCUGUGCCAGAUAUGCGGGCAAAGAUUUGGACGCAAAGAUCACUUAGUUCGGCACAGUCGGAAAAGCCAUAGUGGAGAGUCCGGUAAAAACCGACUAACACCGAUCAACCUACAACAAAGCCUUCUGCCUGUUGUAACGUGUACUAAUGACACACAGUUAGUACAGACAACGCUACCACCACCGCCUCCUCCUCCUCCGUCACACCCUCCUCCACCACACCCCCAACAACUUCAGCAAAUACAGUUCCAACUUCAACCUCUUCCUAUCAGGAUACCUCCUCCCCCUCCCCCAAAGCUGCUCAAUAAGCUUUUACAGUCUCCUACAUGUACCAUGCAAAACAGUUUUGUUAACACAACUUUCAUAGAUACAAUUUGUUCUACUAGCUCGAUGAACACAAUUGACACUAUCAAUACUAUUAAUACAAUUAACUCACUUAAUCCCACACAAUGCAUCAACGCCUUUGAUGCCCUGCAGACCAAACUCAGACCUCCAACUAAAGCUGCAACUAAAAUCUAUGAUGUAAAACCCCCUGUUAUACCUCCUAAAGUCGCGCUGGAAGUGUCUGUGGAGACGACCAACAACUUGGAUGAUACAAAGGGGCCUGCUGUGAUUACGGAACCUGUCAAUGCAAGCACGGUGGAUCUCGGCCAGUUGUUGGGUUUCUUGCCACUUAAUGCCGGUCAGCCGACACUUCAGCAGCCGUCACCCCCUCCCCUUCAGCAGCCAUCGCCGCCCCUCUCACAACCAUCACCGCCAAUACCGGUCCAAACAACGUGCAUGUCGCCCACUACCUUAACGCUUUCAACUCAGGCUAUAAGCCAGGACUGUGAACCGAUAAGUCCAGACGGAGGUUUACAACGGUUACAGAAUGCUACUCUGACGCAGAUAGCUUUCUCCACACCACUCCAGUCUCUACCCAGGUUCCACCAAGCAUUCCAAUAG